AUGGUGACCACCACCUGCUUCCCCGCUGCCGCCAGGCGAUACUCCUCCUGCCGCACUCCCCAUCUUCCGUCGUACCUGGAACGCAAGGUGGUCGAUCACCUGGACCGCGAACCGAGCUGCAACAUCAUGAUGGACCGAGACGGAGGCCUCGAAGAGACAUCGUCUCAGCGAAAGAGAAUCGCCGUCGCGUGUGGCCGGUGCCGCAAGAGAAAGAUUCGAUGCAGCGGAGAUGCAGGCAACGGACAGCCUUGCACAAACUGCAAGAAUGCUUCGCACGCACCGUGCCAGUUCCUCAGGGUGUCGUCGCAGGAAGUGUCGCAGGUCAAGGGCAACAGCUUCAGCUACAACAUUGACGCCUCGCGCAUGAUGCAGGCCCGCGGAUCCAACGCCGUGCCCCCGAGCCUGCCCUCCGGCGGCGGUGCCUACGACGACGGCAUCCAGCUGGCCGAGAGCCAAGCCCCGAUGGGCCGCGAGGGCUCGACGACGGCGGCCGCGACCUACGGCGACAAGCAGCAGUACUACGCGCCGUGGGGCCAGGCCGGGUAUCAGGAGAGCGCGACGGUGGACUAUUCGACGUGCCCACCGGCCUUUCCGACGGUCCCCUACGGCAGCGACCACUACCGCGUCGGCGCGAGCGUGUCGACCGACAAGGGCGGCGUCUUCAUGUACCUCGACCCGGACUCCGGCUACGGGUACACGACGCUGCCGACGACGUCCGUUUCCGUGCCGCGUCCGUCGCCGAGCUCGGAGACGGGAAGCCUGCCGUACCAGGGCGCGAUGGUGGUGAGCGACGGCACCUCGAGGCUGCCGCACACGGCGGCGAAGACGUCGGCACGCUCCGGAUCCGAAUCUGGAUGCGGACCUCGAUGCGGACCUCGACCGCUCCCGUUCCGCAACGACGGCGUCUCCCUCGACCAAGAGGACGGAAAGACGGUGCACUCGCAGCAUGCGGGCGGCGAGACGGCCGACGACGCGGCGACGGCCUAUCAGGCGUACGAAAAGUGCCGAGCGCCGUACGGUUCACAGCCGCAGCCGGCGGCCAUGUACCGGGCCCACGCUUCCGAGCGGCAGGCGGACGACGAAGAGUGCCUGCGGGGACUGGUGGCCGGCGCGUCCAAGCUCUCGUACCGCCAUCGUCGCUCCUUUAUGCACCAAGGAGAAGGCCAAGCGUAUCUCUACUCGGGACGAGCCAGCUACGGCGUCGGCGGGGAGCCGGGAUCGGAGCCGGUCGUCGAGGGCGACAAAUCGCUAGAGAGGAGUUGA
Messenger RNA from Drechmeria coniospora, 1263 nucleotides. RefSeq lists its product as uncharacterized. Gene Ontology annotation, biological process: regulation of DNA-templated transcription. The coding region runs from base 1 to 1263 and encodes 420 amino acids. The transcript has 3 exons. Gene Ontology annotation, molecular function: DNA-binding transcription factor activity, RNA polymerase II-specific; zinc ion binding. NCBI's taxonomy places the organism in Eukaryota, Fungi, Ascomycota, Sordariomycetes, Hypocreales, Ophiocordycipitaceae. The record is from RefSeq and is a predicted model, not a curated record.